Messenger RNA from Aspergillus nomiae NRRL 13137, 1687 nucleotides. RefSeq names its product Zn(II)2Cys6 transcription factor. The transcript has 4 exons. Gene Ontology annotation, molecular function: DNA-binding transcription factor activity, RNA polymerase II-specific; zinc ion binding; transcription cis-regulatory region binding. The coding region runs from base 26 to 1687 and encodes 553 amino acids. Gene Ontology annotation, biological process: positive regulation of transcription by RNA polymerase II. Gene Ontology annotation, cellular component: nucleus. Lineage: Eukaryota; Fungi; Ascomycota; Eurotiomycetes; Eurotiales; Aspergillaceae. The record is from RefSeq and is a predicted model, not a curated record.
GCAAUGCUGUACAGAUUUCCCGACUAUGAAUCAACUUGAUACAGCCAAUGUCUCCGGAAGAAACCCUGUUCAGGGCACAACGAGGAAACGUGCCAGAAGAGAGGGCUCAAAAUGGACUCGCUCCGGCUGCUUGACUUGCAAGAAACGUCGCAAGCGGUGCGAUGAAGCUAAACCUAGCUGUCGUAGUUGUGUUAGGCUUGGGCUGGCCUGCGAAGGUUAUGGCUCAAUGUGGGCAGAGCCACUCAAACCAUCUGCAGAGAUCUUUCAGCAAGUUGUGCCACCAAAGCGACGACGAAUUAGCCCGUCGCCUUCCGUAUCUGCCAGCUCCCCGGCGGCACCAGUAGAACAGCUCUCACCCAAUUCAACCGUAUUCUCUGGCUAUACUACUGUUCCUUCGACUCCAUCAGACUACGGCGCAGCUGAGAUAUGCACCCCACGAGAUGAAGAUAAUGAAUCUUAUGGAAAUGAGGAUGUAGCACUCGAUGUUGCUCACUCUGAGAACUGUACUGUUAUUAUACCCAAACAGUGCGGAUCUCUCAGCCAUCUGUCGAAUCUUGACCUGCACUAUCUCCAGUACCAUAUGGAACAGGGUUCUAGGCUCUUGGCUAACCUGGAAAGUGAUGAAAAUCCUCUACGAUCAUUAAUCAUCCCUUCUGCGUUAUCAUCCCCACUCUUGAUGAAGGCGCUAUGUGCCGUGUCUGCAAUGCACUUGGCAAAUCGCUCAUGUGGCAACUUGAGCGCGCAGACCGCAGCAGCAAAUUACUACGUGCGCACAAUGAGUGGCCUCCGCUCCGCUCUUUCGAAAUCUGCUGUUGAAGGGUUCCCCACAGACUCAAUUCUAGCAGUGGCACUUCUCUGCAAGUACGAGAUUGUACGGGGCAGCGUAAAGCAAUGGGCAGUGCAUCUGAGCGCAUUGGAGAAACUAGUGAUUUCUCGCGGUGGAUUUUCCACGUUCGACCAGGACACAGCUGAAUUCUUAUGGGGACUGUUCGUGUAUGCACACAACGUGGCGAGUGUCACUAACCGCAGACAAAUCACAAACUACAUCCCCGGCGAAGAAUCUUUAAGCGUCAGAAAACUCGACAUAUACAUCGGAUACACAGAAGACAUCAUCAGACUCUGUCCCCGAAUCGCCGACCUUCCCUUAGUUAGUCACGACCCCGUUGCGCUAGGUUUGGAGAUCCACACCAUAGACUCAUCACUCCGAAAUUGGACACACUCCUCAACCCCAUACCUAAUCCCCAAAGGAGCCACAGACGCAAGCCUUGCCCGCCUGCGCAUGGUAGCCGAGUGUUUCCGCGACGCAGCGUACAUUUACCUCCAUUCGACCUUAGAACGAAUGAGCCAGGGCAUCGUUGCCCGAAACCUACCAUCGUUGUGGUCUUCGUUCGUCUCCCGGACCAAACAAGUCGCUUUACGCCGCUGCCUGGACCGAAUCCAAUCUUUCUCUCUAGAUGAAAACUGCGAGUACUCGGCCCUAACGUUUCCGCUUUUCAUCACGGGCUGUGAGAGCGAGAGCCCUGCGGCAAGGGAGCUGGUUAUUCAGUCGCUGAGCAAAUUAGAGACUAAUUUCGGGAUCGGGAAUACGAAGCGGGCUAAGGAGUUAUUGAAUAUUCUCUGGAAUGGGGAGAAAAAGCAUUGGUUGGAUGUACUGGAGCAAUUGAAGUGGGACCUAAUUCUUGCGUGA